Symphalangus syndactylus (siamang) is the source of this 2192-nucleotide messenger RNA. RefSeq names its product transforming growth factor beta 1 (gene TGFB1). Gene Ontology annotation, biological process: regulation of cell population proliferation; transforming growth factor beta receptor signaling pathway. Gene Ontology annotation, cellular component: extracellular region. Lineage: Eukaryota; Metazoa; Chordata; Mammalia; Primates; Hylobatidae. The record is from RefSeq and is a predicted model, not a curated record. Gene Ontology annotation, molecular function: cytokine activity; growth factor activity; transforming growth factor beta receptor binding.
CGCCGCCGCCCUUCGCGCCCUGGGCCAUCUCCCUCCCACCUCCCUCCGCGGAUCAGCCAGACAGCGAGGGCCCCGGCCGGGGGCAGGGGGGACGCCCCGUCCGGGGCACCCCCCCGGCUCUGAGCCGCCCGCGGGGCCGGCCACGGCCCGGAGCGGAGGAAGGAGUCGCCGAGGAGCAGCCUGAGGCCCCAGAGUCUGAGACGAGCCGCCGCCGCCCCCGCCACUGCGGGGAGGAGGGGGAGGAGGAGCGGGAGGAGGGACGAGCCGGUCGGGAGAAGAGGAAAAAAACUUUUGAGACUUUUCCGUUGCCGCUGGGAGCCGGAGGCGCGGGGACCUCUUGGCGCGACGCUGCCCCGCGAGGAGGCAGGACUUGGGGACCCCGGACCUCUUCCCUUUGCCGCCGGGGACGCUUGCUCCCUCCCUGCCCCCUACACGGCGUCCCUCAGGCGCCCCCAUUCCGGACCAGCCCUCGGGAGUCGCCGACCCGGCCUCCCGUAAAGACUUUUCCUCAGACCUCGGGCGCACCCCCUGCACGCCGCCUUCAUCCCCGGCCCGUCUCCUGAGCCCCCGCGCAUCCUAGACCCUUUCUCCUCCAGGAGACGGAUCUCUCUCCGACCUGCCACAGAUCCCCUACUCAAGACCACCCACCUUCUGGUACCAGAUCGCGCCCAUCUAGGUUAUUUCCGUGGGAUACUGAGACACCCCCGGUCCAAGCCUCCCCUCCACCACUGCGCCCUUCUCCCUGAGGACCUCAACUUUCCCUCGAGGCCCUCCUACCUUUUCCCGGGAGACCCUCAGCCCCUGCAGGGGCGGGGCCUCCCCACCACACCAGCCCUGUUUGCGCUCUCGGCAGUGCCGGGGGGCGCCGCCUCCCCCAUGCCGCCCUCCGGGCUGCGGCUGCUGCCGCUGCUGCUACCGCUGCUGUGGCUACUGGUGCUGACGCUUGGCCGGCCGGCCGCGGGACUAUCCACCUGCAAGACUAUCGACAUGGAGCUGGUGAAGCGGAAGCGCAUCGAGGCCAUCCGCGGCCAGAUCCUGUCCAAGCUGCGGCUCGCCAGCCCCCCGAGCCAGGGGGAGGUGCCGCCCGGCCCGCUGCCCGAGGCCGUGCUCGCCCUGUACAACAGCACCCGCGACCGGGUGGCCGGGGAGAGUGCAGAGCCGGAGCCCGAGCCUGAGGCCGACUACUACGCCAAGGAGGUCACCCGCGUGCUAAUGGUGGAAACCCACAACGAAAUCUAUGACAAGUUCAAGCAGAGUACACACAGCAUAUAUAUGUUCUUCAACACAUCAGAGCUCCGAGAAGCAGUACCUGAACCCGUGUUGCUCUCCCGGGCAGAGCUGCGUCUGCUGAGGCUCAAGUUAAAAGUGGAGCAGCACGUGGAGCUAUACCAGAAAUACAGCAACAAUUCCUGGCGAUACCUCAGCAACCAGCUGCUGGCACCCAGCGACUCGCCAGAGUGGUUGUCUUUUGAUGUCACCGGAGUUGUGCGGCAGUGGUUGAGCCACGGAGGGGAAAUUGAGGGCUUUCGCCUUAGUGCCCACUGCUCCUGUGACAGCAAAGAUAACACACUGCAAGUGGACAUCAACGGGUUCACUACCGGCCGCCGAGGUGACCUGGCCACCAUUCACGGCAUGAACCGGCCUUUCCUGCUUCUCAUGGCCACCCCGCUGGAGAGGGCCCAGCAUCUGCAAAGCUCCCGGCACCGCCGAGCCCUGGACACCAACUACUGCUUCAGCUCCACAGAGAAGAACUGCUGUGUGCGGCAGCUGUACAUUGACUUCCGCAAGGACCUCGGCUGGAAGUGGAUCCAUGAGCCCAAGGGCUACCAUGCCAACUUCUGCCUUGGGCCCUGCCCCUAUAUUUGGAGCCUGGACACGCAGUACAGCAAGGUCCUGGCCCUGUACAACCAGCAUAACCCGGGCGCCUCGGCGGCGCCGUGCUGCGUGCCGCAGGCGCUGGAGCCGCUGCCCAUCGUGUACUACGUGGGCCGCAAGCCCAAGGUGGAGCAGCUGUCCAACAUGAUCGUGCGCUCCUGCAAGUGCAGCUGAGGUCCCGCCCCGCCCCGCCCCGGCAGGCCCGGCCCCACCCCGCCCCGCCCCGCCCCCGCUGCCUUGCCCAUGGGGGCUGUAUUUAAGGACACCCGUGCCCCAAGCCCACCUGGGGCCCCAUUAAAGAUGGAGAGAGGACUGUG